AUGAACAACAUCAUGGACGCCGAGUUCAUCGAUGUCCCGGUCGAGGAUGCAUACUACUCUACAUUCGUUGUCAACAAAUACUCAAGCACUCCUUCCAUACAAGACUCUGCGUACUCGUCUCCUCGGCCUUCGCCGCCAUGGCCGUCUUCAGAGAGUAUCAGCGAUAGCUGCAGCGGCACAUGGUCUUCGCCAACACCGAGUAUUGCAUAUUCGCCAUCACCGAAACCAACACACUACCGCAAUAUCUAUCCCACUUGGUCCUCUCAAGAAGGUACUCAUUACAGUCUCCAGCCUUUCACAUCCCUCAACCAGGUUCAAUUCCAGGUCGAUGCUUCUACAUACACCCAGGGAGAAGCUGCUGGUCUACCGUACUACCAAGACCAAUAUCCUCACACUCACAUUCUUGAUGCCCAAGCACUUAGCUUCGCCGGUCUUGGUGAUUGGACGACGGUAGAGUACCCUCGUUCAUCAUCCGAGCAGAUCCUGGAGUCGUCACCGGCCCCUUCCUCAACGACAGCUGCCAUUGUCAUUUCUCGCCACCACUCUCCAGAACGCAACAUCCAUCCUCAGAUCAAACAAGAAGAGCCAGAAGAACACCAUCAUCAUACCUGUCUGGAGUCAUCAAUCAGUAAGAAACAUACCGCCAAAGCAACAACAGCUUAUCCAUGUCCUUUCCUCCCAUACGGCUGUCCAGCAACCUUUUCUUCCAAGAACGAGUGGAAGCGUCAUCUCAACACUCAACACCUAUCUCUUAGCACAUACCGCUGCGACCUUUGCAUCCCUAGACCGUCGUCUCCCUCUUCCUCAUCGCCGACGCAAUCCAACGACUUCAAUCGCAAAGACCUGUUCAUACAACAUCUGCGCCGUAUGCAUUGCGAUGCCACAAUCGAUUCUGCAUCUUCAGUAUCGAAUCCAACACAUACCGCUCUCAGGGCACAAAGAUAUCAUUGUGCAUCCAUACCAAACACGCCUGCCGCUCUCGCCGAGCAAGCACGUCGCUGCCACAUACCUCCUCCUUCUCCACCGUCGUCCACAAGCUGUGUGUUUUGCUGUUGCUCCUUCUCCGGUCCACAAGCGUGGGUCCAACGCACCGAACACAUCUCCCGCCACUUGGAGAUCCUCCGUCGCGAUGGCAAAGAAGUACCCACAAUACAAGACUGGAGGAGAGAUAUCGAGUUAGAGCAAUGGUGCUUGAAAUAUAAAGUACUGUUUCUCCACCGUAGCAGGGGUGGCAAGGAAACAGUCAGAGUUAAGAGUGGAAGAGGAAGAUCAUGAUUAUGAUUAUAAUUCUGUUCUUCCAUUUUUCUUGUGUUUGUUGCUUGUAAAUGAUCGUAUGCGGUAUUAUGAUUUGUGGAUAUGAUAUGAUAUGACGGGGAUGGGAUAGAUGACAUUUUAUGAUUAUGACGAAAUAGAUACCCC
Molecule: messenger RNA, 1419 nt
Organism: Aureobasidium pullulans EXF-150
Lineage: Eukaryota; Fungi; Ascomycota; Dothideomycetes; Dothideales; Saccotheciaceae
Exons: 1
Coding region: 1-1275 (424 amino acids)
Molecular function (GO): DNA-binding transcription factor activity
Source: RefSeq, a predicted model, not a curated record